CAAAAAACUAUUCCAAAUACUCCUUUGUUGGCAGAAGAUUUUGAUAAUUCUAAUGAAACUGAGCUUAAUAAAAAUCAAAAUAUAGAACUCAAUUUAAUCCAAGAUUUACAGAAUUGUAUACUUAUUGCUUUACCUGAUCUCAUAGAAAUAUCUUUCAAAAAUAUCGUGG
Messenger RNA from Dentiscutata heterogama, 169 nucleotides. Lineage: Eukaryota; Fungi; Glomeromycota; Glomeromycetes; Diversisporales; Gigasporaceae. The record is from the annotation of a GenBank genome assembly.